Messenger RNA from Branchiostoma floridae (Florida lancelet), 4747 nucleotides. Its product is annotated as collagen alpha-1(XXIII) chain-like. NCBI's taxonomy places the organism in Eukaryota, Metazoa, Chordata, Leptocardii, Amphioxiformes, Branchiostomatidae. Gene Ontology annotation, biological process: signal transduction. The coding region runs from base 216 to 2372 and encodes 718 amino acids. The transcript has 11 exons. The record is from RefSeq and is a predicted model, not a curated record.
UCCCUGACGUAAGGUUACCCUUUGUCCCACUGCGUGCGUCCAACCGAUUCAGUAGAUCUCUGUAAACCACGCUACUACAACCAGGCACGGGAGUACCUCCAGAGUCUAUCACGAGAGCUAGGAGUCUAUCAAGUCAUCAGUAUCGUUUCGGGUUGUUGGUUUCUAACGAGGGUUUGAUUGAGAGGUUGGGGGUUUUGUGUUGUUGUCGUCGUCACAUGUUCCACCCGCCCCUCCCCGAGAGAGAGUGUAGUAGUACCCCGACUGAAGGCCGACCGGGCGGGUUGGACAAGAUGGCGGGAGCCACCGAGAGGGAGUUCCGCGGAACGUCGGUGGCCGUUUCGGUGAAGAUUCUCUUCGUGGUGGUGUUGUCGCUUGCCGUGGCGACGCUGUGCGGGUUUUACUUGUGUUUUGCGCAGAUUGCGGAGCUCAGGACGCGGUUAGAAGGGACGUGCGAGUGCCGAGACACGGGCGGGGAAGGAGGCGUCCGCGCGCCGCCGGGGGGACCUACCGUCCGCUCGGACCCUCGGAGGGGUGUCCCUGACGACGCAGACGACAUUUACCUCAGGAAACGAUCGCGCCGGCGGAGAGACGGCAUGGGCAUGAACAUGGACACUACCGGUUCCUACCUGUGGAUUCCGGCCUACUCUAGAAUACCGGUGGACGUUCUUACAAGCUUCUGUAACAAGACCAGGGAGUUCUGUCCUCCGGGAUUACCUGGACCGCAAGGGUUGCCUGGUACAGACGGGACGGUUGGCCCCGCUGGUCCGGCCGGACAGCCCGGCUUACCCGGCGAGCCCGGCCCGGUAGGUGAACCCGGACCUCCCGGUGACAUGGGCCCGCCCGGCCUUCCCGGGGACCCUGGUAGCGGAGCAACCGAAGCGUUUGUUCCGGUCCCGGGUCCGCCAGGGAGGCCCGGGAUCAUUGGGCCCCCCGGGCCUCAAGGCCCACCGGGUCAGAAGGGCGAUGGCGGUACAAACGGAGAGAAGGGGUCGGUAGGAGCGCCUGGGAAGCCCGGAGUUGACGGACUACCCGGGCUAGACGGUCUGCCUGGUGCACCAGGACCGAUGGGACCUCCGGGUCUCCCCGGGGAGGACGGACAACCCGGACCGAAGGGAGACGUGGGGCCGGUCGGGCCGCGAGGCAAGAGAGGCGAUACAGGAGCAGGCGGCUCACCCGGCGUUCCUGGGAUGAAAGGGAGCAAGGGAUCUCCGGGAUUUCCUGGAAUGUUCGGACCGAAAGGCGACAAGGGAGCUCCGGGACUGAGGGGACCGCCGGGCAUGACGGGAAAACCGGGGGAGAAAGGGGACAGUGGGAAUCGGGGUGAAUCAGGAGUGCUGACCAGCUCGGAGUUUGGGUCUGUGAUCGUGCAAGGCGAGCCGGGUCCGCCUGGACCAGCUGGACCGGCCGGGCCGCCCGGACCCCGCGGGACCCCUGGUAUACCCGGCCCGAGGGGGCCAAAGGGUAGCUCCGGUACCAUGGACAAAGUCGUACUGGAAAGGCUGGCUCGUUGUGCGGAAAACAAGACAGAGUCUCUUCAGGUCGGCACUGAGAAUGAAAUCCCACUAGAAGCACCACAGGGGAAGAAGGUGGACAAAACCAAUGGCUGCGUGGACCGCAUCCUGAAGUCGGUAGGGGGCGCUGAGACCGUGCUGAAAAACGGCGCGUACUGGGGCGCGUGGAUGACGGACCCCCAGCAGUCACGUGACGCCAAAGGGGACAAGUUUUGGAUCAUGCCACACUUUGAAGGCUUGCACGUGGAAGGAUACAAGACGUUGGACGACGUGAAGUGGCGGCGCGACCCCACCUCCUACGAACUGCCAAACUACUACGAGGGUACGGGUCACGUGGUCUACAACGGCUCCCUGUUCUACCACGCUGCCGGGUCCCGCACCAUCGUCAAAUACGACCUCGCCUCCCGCAAAGUUUCCGCGACCACCAACAUCCCAAAACUCGGGUACCGCAGUCCUAAAUACUUGUACAAGUACGAUUACUCGUAUGUAGACCUAGCUGUGGACGAGCACGGUGUGUGGGUGAUAUACGCCAGCCCAGAGAGCGAUGGUAACAUCGUUGUCGCCCUGCUAGAUGCCAAGACGUUACGCGUGGUAAGAACUGUAAUGACGAACCACAUGAAGAACUCGGCGGGGGAGGCGUUCGUGACAUGCGGCGUGCUGUAUGCCACGCGAAGCCCGUACGAAUCGGACACCAACAAGAUAGACUACGCCUACGACUUGUUCACCGAGAAGGAGUUGGACGUUGGCGUUCCGUUCCAGACAGCACACGGCAUGCUCGUCAUGUUGUCGUACAACCCUCGGGAGCAGGUCCUAUACGGCUGGGAUAAGGGGUAUCUCGUCAGAUAUUCUCUCAACUUCUGAACAUAGAAACUGAAUUAUCCUAGGAUCUCACGCCAAGGUCUGGUUGAAAUUUGUAACAGAAUUUUGAAAGUCCUGGCGUAAGAAAUUAUCCAACGGGAAAAUGCACUGUACCUCUGGCGUAAGGAAUAUCUAUUUCCAAGUCUACACAUACGAAGUGACCAACGGGACAAGCAUUUUAUGCUAAAGUUAUCUUAUCCUAGGAUCUCAGGCACGAACCAGGGACCUGAUCAAACUUUUGUUAUCAAUGUCGAGUUUAAACACAAAGAAAGAUCCAUGUCAAAUACUCCACUGGGAGUAGGCUGAAGGACUAUCUCGUCAGAUCUAAAAAUAUGGACAAUAUUUUUUUACUUCAACAUAUCUUGAAGUAAAAAAAAAAUAUCCGAGGAUCUCAACUUACCAGAGUUUUUACACAAGAAAGAAUUCACGAGAAAUGUCCAAUACAGAUUGAAAUAAGGGCUAGCUCGUUAGCUAUUACUCUGUUUCUGAAAUCGGAUUUAAAUCCGUAAUAAAAGCGUCUAAUAAAUCUUGAAACGUUUUCCCACACACCAAGGAAAGUUCAGAUGCUCAGUUUUCACAGAGCCAAGUUUCAUUCUAUUCCGAUAGCCACAUCUAAUGAUAAACUAUAUUGAGCUAUUUGAUGAUUGUCUCUGUGUAAAAAGGCUGUACAAAUUAUGUACGUCUACUUUCUUUGUCGUUAAAUUAUAUUGCUAACUUCGAUAUAGACUACAGAAACGUUUAAGGCAUUAUUUGAUACUUAUGUCCACGUAUGAUAGUUAAUUGGUACAAACCAAACGAUAACAAAUUAACUUAUGAAACACACUGAGAGUAUCAAUUAAUUACAGCACAACUAACCAAAUGAAUGCAAACUUUUUGCCCUUGCGAUGGGCGCUAGAUAUUUUACAGCUGGUAGAAAUCAAACUCACUAUUGUUUCCACAUGAUAACGCGUAGCUCAACGCACUGUUAUAUGUACAUUGUAUAAAUGUUUAUUUAUGCAUAUAAGGUCAUGUUGGUUCAAUUAUAUGGAUUUAAUUUUUGAUUAUACUAUAAAACGUACAAAGCAGCUGCAAUGUUGGCAAAUGUUAACCGUAAUUUGCCAAAACUAUCGGAAACCGAUACAAAUGUAGUAAAAUUCGAAGAAGGUGUGAAAUACCAUCCAUAUGAUUGAAUCAACAUGGCUAAUAUUUUUAUAAUAAGCGUGGAAAGAAGCUAGCGUUUUAAUUUUUCAAGCUUUAUGUUAACCUCAUUUAUGCACUCAUUCCGUUUGUAUCACACCGUCCAGUCUAACAAUUUUUCCUUCUAAAUUUUUCAUAAGUACGCCCUGUUGUCAUUUAGUACUUCCAAGGAUGUUAUAUAACCUCCUUGGUACUUCAUACAAAACAAGGGUGUAUAAAUGCUAUGAUAUUGCCUUUAGUUUGCUGGGUUCUUGAUCUGAUACAUGUAUGUUCCUGCGCUGUGAUUUCUGUAUGUUUCGCUAGAGGGGGCGCAUGGCAAAUUUGCAUGACCAGCAAGAUGAAGUUUACCCAGGUCCAAUUGUUCAAGUGAAUAUGUCACGGCACACAGCGUCUUUGAUUGUCUUGUUGGGAAUUUCUUCUUAUCCCUUCAAUUUUACAUAUCUUUUGCAAGCGUGUUCAACUUUGUAUCCUUCAUUUGCAUAGUCGCCAGCAGACAAUUUUUACAACCGUUUUCAACAUCUCAGGUAACUUGAAUUAACAUCAAUAGCUACAUCAGUAACACUAUGUAUAUACUGUUUGCAAUUUGGACGGACCAAAUGUUUCUGUUGGGAGUGGGCUGCAAAAUAAUGGGGCAAUUAAAUAGUUUUUUGGUUGAAAAUUUCCCGAAAGAGGCGAGAGAAAUGAAACAUGGUCCCAUGUAUUAAAUGAUAACUGAGGUAAAUAUUUUCAUUUUGUGUUCCCACACCCCUAUGAUCACAGUGGCCCGUUCCUUAGCAUAUUUUCCGUACAAGUUUUGUAAAAAGAUAGCUUUUUAUUGUGAGCUUAAAGUACAGACAGGAAUUCAAAGAAUCUAACAUGAUUACAGACCAAUUGCAAACCGGAAAGAACAUUUGAUAUGGGAACAUGGACGGCAACAUAGACAUACACUUCCGAUGAAAAUGCUUGAUUGCAAGAAACAAAAUAUUGCCUGGCAUUUAACAUCAUUGACAGCUGACUUCUAACAGCUGAAUGUGUGUUGAAAUUGCAAAUGGGAGAAACUGGCUCAUUUUUAAGUCGGAGGCUUUUGUAUGCAACGUUAACAUAUUGUUGUGAUUUCUGUCAUAUAAUCUUUGCGGCGUAAGAAUGUAUUUUGUUACCUUGUCUCUGAUAUGUACAUUCUCUGUUACCAUUAUAACACCAGAAUAAAGAUAAUGAUCAGUUGA